Messenger RNA from Penicillium salamii, 1197 nucleotides. The record is from the annotation of a GenBank genome assembly. NCBI's taxonomy places the organism in Eukaryota, Fungi, Ascomycota, Eurotiomycetes, Eurotiales, Aspergillaceae.
AUGGCUCCCCGAACCUCUUCCCGCCACGCUGCCGCCAAGGCCAAGGAGGCUAUCGCAGCUACCGCCGAACCAACUAAGGCCACGGCGGGCACCAAACGAAAAGCGCCGCCUCAUGAAGCACCACUCCCGAAAAAGGAGAAAACAGAGGAUAUAAGCAAGGAGGAUAUCAAGCCCGAGGCAACACCCGAACAAGCACCGAUCACUUCGGUGGGCGAGCCUCCAGCGUCGGAACUCGAAGUCCCGACAAAGGACGAAAAGCCAUCUGGAGAGCAUGCUCCAGGCCAACACCCGCCGGACCAAAAGGCCAGUACCGAGGCAGGGGGUGUUCGCAAAUCCGAAGAGAGGGAAAACGUGGUAUCCUCCAAUAUUCUGGAGAAAGGCUUCAUUUAUUUCUUCUUCCGCCCACGCGUCGAUGUCGAGGAUCCUCACAGUAUUGGGGAUGUAGCCCGAAGCUUCUUUGUUCUUCGCCCAACUCCCUUCGGGGCCGAGUUCGAUAAUGACCAAGGCCCCGUUGACAAGGGCGCCCAGUGCCGAUUGAUGAUGCUGCCGAAGAAGAAAUUCCCAACCUCAAGCAAAGAACGAGACAUGGGAUUCGUGGAAAAGGCAGGUCAGUCCAUGCAGGCUUUGCAGGAGAAUUUCAUGGCCGGUAAAACAUACCAAACUGCUACGAGGGGGGAGCGUCAUACCGAGGAAGCCAGGCCAUACGCAGAAGGUGUUUACGCGAUUACUCACACACCUCGGGCAUCUCAUCUUGCCUAUGUCCUGACUAUACCUUCUGAGCUCGGCGCUCUUCAAGAGGACUUUGGGCUCCGGGAACGUGGCAGUUGGCUUGUUCAAUCCAAAAAUCCCAAGUUUCCUGGCCCCCCGAUUGGUCAAUUGCCUCAGAAUCCAGAGUUUCCUGAAACGGUUCUCAAAAAGUUCGGAGACCUCCGGUGGGUACCACUGGAGCCCGAAUUUUUGGAAUAUCCCAAUUCCCAAUUCCUCAUGAUCGGCGAGGCACAGAAUGAUCUUGGCAAAGCUGCCAGUUCUCAAGGAGAAAAGUUACCUCACGAGGAGGAGCCCGGCCAAGAGUUGGAGAGACUGGAAGAUGAAAAUGAACACCGGAUCAGUACUUUGAGUGGGGACGCAACCGUCUAUCAAGACUUGGGCUUCCACGCGAAAAAUUACCCGAAACUGCCUACCACUUGGAAUACAUAG